Erpetoichthys calabaricus (reedfish) is the source of this 1757-nucleotide messenger RNA. It is a transcript of the gene cimip2b, whose product is annotated as family with sequence similarity 166 member B. The record is from RefSeq and is a predicted model, not a curated record. The coding region runs from base 87 to 896 and encodes 269 amino acids. The transcript has 6 exons. Lineage: Eukaryota; Metazoa; Chordata; Cladistia; Polypteriformes; Polypteridae.
CAGGUACCUGAUGACAUCACUUCAAAGGUGGAGCGAGGGAUUCCAGGGAGACGAGAAACAAACAGCCAGGAUCAGUGUGCCGAAGAAUGGAGUACAGCUUUCCACCUAAAAUCAGCACCGUGCUUAUGACGGCAGACCCCCACUACAUUCCAGGGUAUGGUGGCUACUGUCCACAGCUGAAGUACACAGUGGGGAAUACUUAUGGCAGACUAACUGCACGUCUUCUCACAAGUCCAGAGGUCAGGCGUUCUAAGCGCCUUGUGCUGCAGUCUAGUCCAAUCCAGCUUCCUGAACUGGAAACUAAAGCUCAUGAACAGAUAUGGAACAACCAGAAGAAUAAACAAAAGUAUUCCCUGAAGCUGAUUCCCGGAUAUACAGGUUUUGUUCCUAAAAGCCAAAACCAUUUUUCCAAAACAUAUGCGGAAACCUGCCGGGAUGCUCUAAUGGAAUUUGAGAAGGAUCGACAUCGGAGAAAUGAGACGAAUUCUGCUAUUAGAAAUGCCUCUCAGCAAAGCCUCCAACAGUUGGAUCAGCAUGACAGCUCAUUGGCUUCCAUUCAGAAGAAUGUUCAUCCUUACCGUUCUCUUAAGGAAUGGUAUGCACAGCGAUCUCCUUACUUCAUGGAUGAUGAAGACCCAAAUAAAUACUUUGUAUCAGGUUACACAGGCUAUGUCCCCAGAGCUCGUUUUCUCAUAGGCAGUGGCUAUCCUGCAACCACCAAUCAUGCCCUUAUUCUUUUAAAUAAAGAAAUACAACAAGGUGAGUUAGAAGAAAGUGGACAUCAAAGCAAUUGCAAAGUGGAUCAAAGCUUUCCCUGUAUCUCCUGUAUUUACCCAAACAACCUAGGGCUCUUGCCCAACUACACUGGCCAUGUACCAGGUGAGCACGUUUAUUAAGAUCAAAGGUUAAUGUAGUUGCUUCACAUAGGCAGUGUCCCAGGGCUUGAUUCCUAUACUACCUACUUGUGUUCUGUACAAUAUGUGUUUUAAAUCCCUACAAAUGUAUAUGUUAGUGCUAUAAGUGACACUAAAUUGUCUUCACUCUGACUGGAUGUCAAAGUGCGAGGCAAGCUCUGUGAUAGGCUCGUAUUGCUUUGCAUUGGUCCCCCAUGACCUUCAAUUAGAUUAAGUGCAUUUAAGCAAGGAUAUAUUUAUGACUCCAAUGAUUACGUUCCAUUAUUACUUUUGAUGUGCAAUUGCCAUUUAGACGGCAUUUUACAAGUUGGUAAACCAUUGUUUCAUGUCCCAAGAGUCCUGACAAUAAAAUAAUAAAACACUGAACAUGUUUUGCGUUGAUGUAAAAAAAAAUGGUUGGACACCUCAGUUGCACCUUUAUUAAGUGAAGAGAUAAAGUUGAGAGAUAUAUCUCUUUCUUCUGAUCUAAUGCAUUAUAUAUUUCUAGUCUGCAAGGGCUUAAAAUCUUUUAGUAGUUCUUUAUGUGAGGUUGAAUAUUCAUGUUCUGCUAUAGCUCUUACUAGUGGGAUGUUUACUUGUGCAACUCCUAAUAUCAAUGUCUGAGUGGUCUCAAUAUUUUUGAAGAAGUAUUAACAGUUUCACAAUACAUGAUCCAUGUGGUUUUUGCCUUUGGUGACACUUUGGGUCCACUUCAAAUACUUGAAAAUCACAAGACUAACCUUACUCUGUCUUACCCCACUGAUACAAAAGAUAUAGUAAAUGCCAAAAAAAAUACAGUUUGUAUUAUUAUAAAAGAGUACAUUACUGGAAAUAAAUGAUUAUACUGUUAUUGUGACCAGGCAA